AAUGGGGGAAAGCCACUCUGGUGUUGAACAAGAAUUAGAGGCAGAUGGAAACAUCACCUCUACAGAGAUCACUUCUUCGGAAAACAAAAUAGAGGAAAUAGUUACUGCUGUUGAAUCAACACGAGAGGUGGCAGGAGAUAAUGUCACCACUCCAGAGCUCACUAACCAACCUGAAGAUGAUAGGAACGCUUGCGUUCCACACUCAAGGUCCCCUCAGUCUACUGGCCUCCCUCCAAUAACUACUACUUCUCCAGAGAUAUCAGUUGAUUCUCCAAUAGCUGCUUUUGUUCCUUCGAUUGGAGCCUGGGCCAAACCACUUGCUUUUACACCACCUGCAACUCCUCCAGCGCCUGCAACGCCAAGUGGUCUUGAUCCGCAGUACCUCAACAAUCUCCUUGACUCUUUUUGGCCAACGCUGACUGAAGGAUUAGGGCCAAACCAGAAGGAAAAAAACCAUCCAAGUGCUGUAAGAGAGUUUCCUCGUAUGCCGGUUCAGAAGAUUCCAGUUCCUGAGCUUAAAGGGGAUGGAACACUAAGGUUUCCAUGGGCAGCCAGAAUGGACCCUGCUACCAGAAACCUCUAUCGAGCAGCUAAGCCAACUUUUCGACUUGAUGGAACACCUCAGUUAACUCAUUUAAAAUCCCUGAAGUAUCAACAAUCCCAGUGUGGGUAACUCUUAAAAAUGUUCCGGAUAGCUGUUACUCAAGAUUGGGUCUCAGCCAUGUAGCGUCUGGACUUGGUGAGCCUAUGCAAACUCAUAAACCUCGACUUGAUCCGACUUGUUUGGGAGAAGCAAAGUUGUUGGUUG
Messenger RNA from Brassica oleracea var. oleracea, 808 nucleotides. RefSeq lists its product as uncharacterized. Bases 2 to 673 code for a protein of 223 amino acids. The transcript is spliced from 2 exons. Lineage: Eukaryota; Viridiplantae; Streptophyta; Magnoliopsida; Brassicales; Brassicaceae. The record is from RefSeq and is a predicted model, not a curated record.